AUGGAUAUGGAUUUAACAUAUAUUACAUCGUAUUCAUUAGAAGUCCUUCAUAUGAAUAAACAAAUUUUAAAUUCAUUGAAUAUUUCAUUUGGAAUUAAUUUAGUUGAUCAAUGUGUAGAAAUUGAUAAUUGUGUUGCAGAAAUUCUUCCGACAGAUCAUUCACAAGUUGUAUUAAAUCUAGAUGCAAAAUCUAAAUAUCCAAAUUUAACUCGAAAUCAAAUGCAAGAACUUAGUUUAAUUAAUGUUCUAAAUUUUUUAAUCAAUCAGAGUAUUUGUUGAUAAAGAUACGCAUAUUGCAAUAACAAGUUGGACUGCAUGGCCCAUUGAAAUUAGUCAACAAACGAAUGAGUUAUGAGUCGGUGGUAUGGCUCAUACUGCAAAUGAUAAGAUUAUUUUCUAUCAAGUAAUCAAUUACUCAGAUUUAAUCGUAUUAAUAUAUAUUCUGACUUUGAAAAUACGUUAAUUUAAAAAAAUGAAAUAAAUUAACAUAAGACAAAAGUAGUAGAAUAUAUACAAAAGUAUAUUAAUCGAUUAAAGAUAGAAUUAAGAAUGUUAUUUAAUUAUUACUCUCUUUUAUUCGAAAUAGAGUAAAUUUAUAAUAUAUUCAUAAUCAACAAGAAAAUUAUUUACUUAAUUUUUUUCACCAAAGUUUUUAGAAUGUCAAUUAUAUUAUUUAAUUUGAUUUCAUUGAUUCUAUUCAAUAUUUAAAGAAUAUGCAUUAAUUAUUAAGUAUAAAUAAAUAAUUCUAAUAAACAUUAUUAUGCAUAUUGUUCAAUAGAAAUAUUCCUUUUAAAGUUAAGAAUUUUCUAAAUAGAACUAUAAAUCAUUAUUUUUAAAAUAAUAACAAAAAAUAUUUUAUAUAUCGUAGUGUUAUUUUAUAAUGAAUUAAACUUUUUUUUAUCUUACUGUUAUCGGUGAAUCACCAUUAUCUUUUAUACAUAUCGUUCUUUCUCUUUCUAUUAUCUCUUGUUAACGUUUCUCUUCUUUGUGAUGUUAACACCUAUACAUGUGCGUGCGUGUGUGAAAAUGGUAUGAUUUUCUAUAUUUAAAAUAAACAUACACACUCGUCGAAACGAGCUAACGUUUACUAUAUUCUAUUUAAACAAAUUUUAUUUUAUCAAAUAAGAAAACAAUAAUUCAUUAUUUAGUACUUUUGAAAGUUUAAAAGAUUUUAUUUAACAUUUAAGUGCACAAACUCUAAUAGUUUUCGAUCUCAAUUGAAAUCAGGUUAAAUUUAGUUCAUCUUUGUGUGUUCUAAUUUUUUAUGUUUUAAUACAUAAAAUAAAUCGUCACGUGGCUCAAUACAUAUACAUAUACAUAUACAGUUCAUAGAUGUCAUUGAAAUAUGACACGAAAAAUACGUCUUAUCAUUAUCGUGCGAACGAAAGAAGUAAGAUAAAUAUUAUUAUGUAUAGUUAAUAAGCUAAAACUACACAAAAUAUACCUAUGAAUACAUGCUUUUACAUUCGCGCACAUGUAUAUGCUCCGUUGCGGAUAAUUGCUUCUCAUGUAUAUUUUUUUUUAUUACUUGUAUAUUAUAAUUAUAGGUAGCAUUUUUUUAUGACUGGCAAUAGUAACACAAUUUAUGCAUGCAUGAUUUACAAUAUAUUUUGUUGAUUUUAUCAAUAUGACACAGACAUUAUUGGGGCCUAAUCAUCACUGUAUUAUGAGAAAAAAAAUAAAAUACCCCUUGUUUUUUUUAUUUUUUUUACAUAACU
This is a messenger RNA of Adineta steineri, 1718 nucleotides long. Lineage: Eukaryota; Metazoa; Rotifera; Eurotatoria; Adinetida; Adinetidae. The record is from the annotation of a GenBank genome assembly.